Malaya genurostris is the source of this 1616-nucleotide messenger RNA. RefSeq names its product mitochondrial dicarboxylate carrier-like. Gene Ontology annotation, biological process: phosphate ion transmembrane transport; thiosulfate transport; oxaloacetate transport. Bases 349 to 1218 code for a protein of 289 amino acids. Gene Ontology annotation, molecular function: thiosulfate transmembrane transporter activity; sulfate transmembrane transporter activity; malate transmembrane transporter activity. The transcript is spliced from 4 exons. NCBI's taxonomy places the organism in Eukaryota, Metazoa, Arthropoda, Insecta, Diptera, Culicidae. The record is from RefSeq and is a predicted model, not a curated record.
UUCUUAUCUAAAAAUAAAUUUGUCGUCGCAAAUUGCAUCGUUCAAAACACACAUGUUGACAGAGUGUUUUGUUUUUAUUUUUAUCGUUGAGAGGGGUGUGUCCCGAAGAGCCAAAUUUAUCGUCUUUCGGUUUUCUGUGCUUGCUUCGGUUUGUUUACGUUUGCAGCUCCUUACAUCACACACAGUGACCUUGCGCACGAUACGGAUUUGAAAGCUGACCGAUCAGCUGAUAAUGGGUUUACUCAGAAGAGGACCAAAUGUGGUUUCUUUGAUGGUAUUUUUUUUCCAGGGCAACACGGAUCAGAAGGUCGUCAGCCGAUUAGUCACUCAGUUCCAUCCCCCCACAAAAUGGCCGAUGACAAACGGAAACGGGUCUCGUACUGGUACUUCGGUGGUUUGGCCAGUGCCGGUGCUGCCUGCUGUACUCAUCCGCUCGAUCUGCUCAAGGUCACUCUGCAGACCCAGCAGGAAGGAAAAAUUUCGAUGCUGCAGCUAACCGGAAAGGUCAUUCGAACGCAGGGAGUGCUCGCACUGUACAAUGGUCUGUCGGCAUCGUUACUACGACAGCUGACCUAUUCAACCACCCGUUUCGGAAUUUAUGAAGUCGGGAAGCAAACCCUAGGAAAUGACACCGGCUUUUUCGGUAAAGCUUUGCUUGCUGGAGCAGCUGGUGCUGCGGGUGGUUUUGUGGGCACUCCUGCCGAUAUGGUCAAUGUACGCAUGCAGAACGAUAUCAAAUUACCAGCCGAUCAGAGAAGAAACUAUAAACAUGCUGUCGAUGGACUGUUCCGUGUCUUCCGCGAAGAAGGAUUUGUACGCUUAUUUUCCGGUGCCUCUACUGCUACCUCGCGUGCCGUACUUAUGACCAUUGGACAGUUGUGUUUUUACGAUCUGGUUAAGGACAUGCUACUUAGCUCGGGUCACUUCGGUGACAAUCUGACCACUCACUUCCUGUCGUCGCUGACGGCUGGCGCGAUUGCGACAACCCUAACUCAGCCGCUGGACGUGCUGAAGACGCGGGCUAUGAACGCUAAACCCGGUGAAUUCGCCAACGUGUGGGCCAUCGUCAAGUACACGGCUCGGCUCGGUCCGCUCGGGUUCUUCAAGGGUUAUGUGCCGGCCUUUGUUCGACUGGGACCGCACACAAUUUUGACGUUUGUGUUUCUCGAACAACUGCGAAUGAAUUUGGGCUAUCUGAAGCCGGAACAGAAGCAGUAGUGGUGGUUGCAAACGGUCCCAACGUCAAUUGAGCUUGCUGUCUGUUCUGUACUUUUGAUGUUAAUGUUUGUUUGUUUUUUGUUUUUAACUAUACGGGUAAUCAAUUGCUGUCUGUUGUGUUUGUCGUAGCUGAAUGAUAGAAAUUGUUGCAUUUUGCUUACUUCAUUUCCGUUAAACUAGGGUCAAACAGAAUCAAACUAACGUUCGCCAAAGGCAUUCUAUCCAUGGGAUAAGUUUACGAAAUUACUCUGCAAGAUCUGAGUACAAGUUAGAACCAACGAAUCAGAAAUAACAUUCCGCUGACGCUAGCUCAUUAUUAGGGGAACAGAAAAUAUUAUAUUUUUGUAAUUGUGAAAUCAGUGGCAAUGGAUUAUUAAUAAAGUGUUUAUUUAUGUGAA